AGAAAGUGAGAGAGAGAGAGAGAGAGAGCGAGAGAGAGAGAGAGAGAGAGAGAGAGAGAGAGAGAGAGAAUGUUGAUGCCCUGACAACACAUGCCAUUUGGUUUAUAAAAAGCCUCACACAUCUGACUCAGGAAGGGGUGUAACUAGAGCGUCUCUGUCAAGUUCACCCUGGUUGUUCAGGUUGUUGUCAUACCUGAUCUGCAUGAGCUCUUGUGAACAUAUCAGGAACUGAGACAAGGCUUCUGAUGCUGACACAUCCUCAUGCUGAGAGAUUGUGCAAAAGGGGCCAGGUCUAAGGUCCACAGGGAGGAGUCAAACGAAGCGAUGACAGACAAGCACGGGCAAGUAGACAAGAAAACGAAAAAAACAGGAGAGAAGAAAGGAGUCAGAAAAGAUUACCUGAUUGGAAAAGAGUCGAUGAAGAUGGAAAUGAACAAGAUGUUACCAGGAGGCAGAGGAAAGGGGACCUCGAAUGAAGCUCAGAAAGGAGAGAGCAAGGAGAUAGACAUCGGAACGACUAGGAAUACCGGGGAGGGUCUUGUUGAGCUCACUCUGCAGGUGAGAGUGGAGGGGAUCCCAAAUCAGCCUUCAGGUGGAGACAAGAAGACAGGUACAGGAAGGCCAGCAGGAAGCAAGGGGACCAAUCAGAGAGCAGGAAAGGCAGGAUGUGAGAGCAGUCCAGGAAAAGCACUAAUCAAAAACAGAAGUCUCGAGAAAGAGGGAGGAGACACAAAGGAAGAGGAAACCAAACUUAAGAGAAGAGUUAAGAACACAGCGCCAGCAGUGGCAGGUAAAAAACCUGACAGAACAGAUGAUCUGGUUUCAGAUGAGAAAGACUACCAUCACCUACUGAAGCUGCUGCGAAUCAAGCUUCCAGUGGGGGUCCUCAGUCCUGAGGUUAUCAAAGAAUCGCAAAAACAGACUUGUAUUAGAGAUGCUAAAUCAAUCGUUACCGAUCUGGAGAAUUUUAAGAUCCAGUUCUGCAUAACGCCACGAUUGGGCUGCAGGGAAGUGAAGAGAGCCUUAGCUCUGAUGAACAGCGGGGAUGCUCUUGAGCUCACAAAGAUCAUUUUCUUCGAGGCCAAAAAAGAUGACGACAGAAAAACACUGAUGGAGAUUUGGAAGAGGAACUCAACAAGCACAGGCAAAGGGUUCAGGAUGCAGGACAGGUAUACAAGCACACCCAUCUCCACACCUGAAAUGUACUCCACAGCCAUUACUAGGGGCUGGAGCGCUUCAGUGCAUGAGGGCGUUAAGCCAACAGUGACGGACGGUGUGAGGGUGAACACAAAGGAUAUGGAGAACAUGAACUACUUCGACGAGUCCAUUCUAGACGAGUCUGGGUCGGACCGGUUUGGGAGGUUCCACCAGAACAAAACGGAUGAGAUUGAAUGUCUGAAGUUCUUCCAUGGGCUGGGUGUGAUUAGCUCCGAUAGGGAGAAGGUACGCUACACCAAAGGCAACAAAGUUGAAUGUGGCUUCCUCACAGGAAGAUUGGACUUCUUAGCAAAAAUUCCGAAAUCCUCUGGAAUAUCCGGCACUGGAGCCUCAGGGGAAGACAAGAGGCUUGUGAUCGAGUGCAAAGGCACGACUGGCGACAUGGUGGGGAAGGUCUUCACCAAAAGACAGAAUGGCGAGUGCCAGGCUCAGUUGAUCAAAUCCCACGAGUACUGCUAUCAGACCCAAGCUUAUAUGUACAUCCUGAACAGAGACGCUGCGCUGCUGAGAAGGCCUCGGUCAAACAGAGCUGUGAUGGUCAUCAGACAUUAUCACAGGGGAGGUAACAGCCCACAGGACUUUCACUGGAACUACCUCCAGUUGGAUAAGGACAUCCAAACAGACAUUGAAAAACUGAGGGCUUACUGCCAGAGGGAUGUGUUGGCCUGUUUCCUGGCAGUGUUAGAUCUAAUCUUCCAGAAGGAAAUCACCUGAGACGCAACCCGAGUAAUGUCAGGUGAAGGUUGUUCCAGGUUUUGGCAUAAAAAAAGGCCGCCAUGGUGGGUUUAGCUAUAAUUUACUUAUUAUUAAUGCAUGUAAACAAACCUGCCACAUAAAAAACAUGUGCCUUUCUGCAGACAGAUUGGAAGCUCUGAUGAUAUUUAAAGGAAAUCUUCCUGAAGCCCUCCAGACAUUAUGGAACAUUGUGAAAUGGUAACUGGACAUAAUACAGUAUGUACGACCUAACUCUCAAUUAGGGGUACAACACUUAAUCAAUCAAUUAAUUGUCAUGUUUUUUCCCCAUUUCCUGACAUUUUAUCAAUCAAACAACUAAUUGGUUAAUUGAGAAAAUAAAUGACAGAUUCAUAAAUUAUGAAAUAAUCAUUAGUUGUAGCACUACUCUCAACUCUUAUUUCUGUGUGGUCUCUUAAGGUUUCUUCCUCUUAAUGGUAAAGUUCCUACUGAGUUUCUAUUUUUUUGUGCUGCUAUCUAAAUAAAUCAUACUGAAUUAAACAAGUAUUACUUGACAACAUGACACACACGAAAUGCAGUCUUCACCAUGAACUUGCUUGACAUUGUAUCCAAACACACUUUAUUCACAUGACCUCAUUUUAAUGCAAAAGCAAAAAAAAAAAACAGCACACACAUUUUCUCUGCAGGAAUCAUGAGCACACAAAAACUGCAAGCUGUCAGUUCAAAUUCAGGAUUGGAUUCAGACCUAGAGCACAGAACGGAGUCUCAAACCUGGAAGCCCGUGUUCAUCCACAUGACAUAUGAUCCAGUAGUGAUUGUGCUUCACUGCAGAAGGGCCAUCCUGGGG
Molecule: messenger RNA, 2758 nt
Organism: Alosa sapidissima (American shad)
Lineage: Eukaryota; Metazoa; Chordata; Actinopteri; Clupeiformes; Clupeidae
Exons: 2
Coding region: 262-1932 (556 amino acids)
Source: RefSeq, a predicted model, not a curated record